This is a messenger RNA of Thunnus maccoyii (southern bluefin tuna), 1018 nucleotides long. It is a transcript of the gene pigx, whose product is annotated as phosphatidylinositol glycan anchor biosynthesis, class X. The record is from RefSeq and is a predicted model, not a curated record. Lineage: Eukaryota; Metazoa; Chordata; Actinopteri; Scombriformes; Scombridae. The transcript has 6 exons. Gene Ontology annotation, cellular component: endoplasmic reticulum membrane. Gene Ontology annotation, biological process: GPI anchor biosynthetic process. Bases 134 to 877 code for a protein of 247 amino acids.
CCCAGAACUACAAAAGGGUCCUUCGAGGCUCUCUUCCGGAAACAAUUCAAAAGGGGAGAUGAGAUAUUUGUCGCUAAAUAAAUAGAGUAAACAGGCUGUAAAGAGCUCUUUAAAAGUCACUAUUACCAGUUUGAUGUAUUUUGUACUGUUCUCUGUGUUGGCCUGUUUACUGACAUGUCAUUGUUUCAUCGAAAAGGGUGAGAAGAAUGAGAACCAUUGUGGUUUCCUGAAGCAGUGGCUUGAAACCACAACAGUGUCAGUGGAGAUCGGCAAGAAAGGUUUUCACAGGGAGGUGGUAACCACAGUAGAGCUGAGCCCUGAUGUGCUCAGUGAUGUCAGAGUUUUGCUGGUUCACAGAUGGCCCAGUGGUGUCUACGUUGAUCCAUAUCAGCUGGCAUCCCUGAGUGAUCACAGUGAUUGGCAGAUAUUACUAGAUUCAGCCAUUGACCUGGAGGUGCCUGCUCACAAGACUUCAGGAUUUGUCACCUAUGUGUAUCCCACCCUCAAUGACCGAAUCCCCAGACUGCUAAAAGUAACAGUUCCGAUACAUGGCCGCUAUCAUGAGCCUUCAUUUGUUGGGAAAACAUUCACAUCUGUUGAAAUAGAAUCUCCAGAACUGCUGCUGCGGACAGAAAAAUGUACACAGCUGAACAACUCAGAGCCUCAUACAGUUGUGAACGCCCCCUGCACUGCCGACAAUUCAAGCACAUGUCUGUGGGUUAAAACCCAGCGUCAGCAGGGGCGGGGCCACAUGAGUUUACAGUUUCCAGUUGGUGACGGGUCUUUGGUGACGCCUGUAUGCGGUGGAACUCUUCUAGUCACAAUGAUCUGCUGUGCUGCACUUUCCAAAUUCAUGUGGAAACAUCGAAUCAUUUAAACAGUGAUGGUCAGCAUGCUUUGUGCUAAACAACUCAUGAUUUUAUAAUUAUAUGAUUCUGUUUGAUACCAGGAUCAGUCUGAGAUAUUGAGUUUAAAACUGUUCAACAUCUAUUAGAUUCAACAGAAUUCAGAAAACUCA